Xenopus laevis (African clawed frog) is the source of this 2228-nucleotide messenger RNA. RefSeq lists its product as uncharacterized. The coding region runs from base 10 to 2130 and encodes 706 amino acids. The record is from RefSeq and is a predicted model, not a curated record. NCBI's taxonomy places the organism in Eukaryota, Metazoa, Chordata, Amphibia, Anura, Pipidae. The transcript is spliced from 15 exons.
GUCAAAACCAUGAAGGGAAAGACUGUGUUAGGGGUCGCUGCUGGAAGGUUUCACACUGUUCUGUGGAUUAAAGAUGCUGUUUAUACAGUGGGAUUGAAUGGUGGCCCGUUAGGAUACUUGCAAGAUCCUAAUGGAGAAAAAUUUGUAAGUUGUCCUCGCCAAGUAUCCGCACUUCAUCAUAAAGAUAUAAACAUAACUCUUGUGUCAGCAAGUGAUGGCGCUACAGUUUGUGUCAGUGAAAGGGGAGAUAUUUACCUUCUGUCCGAGUAUCAGUGCAAAAAGCUUGCAUCAAAACAGCUAAACCUGAAGAAAGUUCUUGUUUCAGGGGGCUUUUUGGAACACAAGGCAGCUCCUGAGCAUCUUAAAGAGAAUGGCGGCCAGCCUGCAAGUGUUUUUGCUUUGGAUCAAGCUGGAAGGGUUUUUUGCUGGAAGUCACCUGGCAGUUCACUGAAACAGUGCUGGUGGGUUUAUGGUCGCCUAUUAUUUAUGUCUGAAGUUGCUUUAAAUAAGAAUGAAAUCAUGUUUGUAACACAAGAUGGGAAGGAUUUACUGGAAAGUGGAUGCUGGAAAAGAAAAAGAAAGGUUCCUAGGCUGGUGGAAGGUCUUCGUGGUCAUCCAUGUACUCAGGUCGCUGGAGCAAAGGAUCACACAGUAGUUCUAACGGAAGAUGGAUAUGUUUACACAUUUGGACUAAAUACAUUUCAUCAACUUGGAAUUCAGCCGCCCCCUCCAAAUUCAAAUGUUCCAAGGCAGAUUCAGGCCAAAACCAUGAAGGGAAAGACUGUGUUAGGGGUCGCUGCUGGAAGGUUUCACACUGUUCUGUGGAUUAAAGAUGCUGUUUAUACAGUGGGAUUGAAUGGUGGCCCGUUAGUAUACUUGCAAGAUCCUAAUGGAGAAAAAUUUGUAAGUUGUCCUCGCCAAGUAUCCGCACUUCAUCAUAAAGAUAUAAACAUAACUCUUGUGUCAGCAAGUGAUGGCGCUACAGUUUGUGUCAGUGAAAGGGGAGAUAUUUACCUUCUGUCCGAGUAUCAGUGCAAAAAGCUUGCAUCAAAACAGCUAACCCUGAAGAAAGUUCUUGUUUCAGGGGGCUUUUUGGAACACAAGGCAGCUCCACCUGAGCAUCUUAAAGAGAAUGGUGGCCAGCCUGCAAGUGUUUUUGCUUUGGAUCAAGCUGGAAGGGUUUUUUGCUGGAAGUCACCUGGCAGUUCACUGAAACAGUGCUGGUGGGUUUAUGGUCGCCAAUUAUUUAUGUCUGAUGUUGCUUUAAAUAAGAAUGAAAUCAUGUUUGUAACACAAGAUGGGAAGGAUUUACUGGAAAGUGGAUGCUGGAAAAGAAAAAGAAAGGUUCCUAGGCUGGUGGAAGGUCUUCGUGGUCAUCCAUGUACUCAGGUCGCUGGAGCAAAGGAUCACACAGUAGUUCUAACGGAAGAUGGAUAUGUUUACACAUUUGGACUAAAUACAUUUCAUCAACUUGGAAUUCAGCCGCCCCCUCCAAAUUCAAAUGUUCCAAGGCAGAUUCAGGCCAAAACCAUGAAGGGAAAGACUGUGUUAGGGGUUGCUGCUGGAAGGUUUCACACAGUUCUGUGGACUAAAGAUGCUGUUUAUACAGUGGGAUUGAAUGGUGGCCAGUUAGGAUACUUGCAAGAUCCUAAUGGAGAAAAAUUUGUAAGUUGUCCUCGCCAAGUAUCCGCACUUCAUCAUAAAGAUAUAAACAUAACUCUUGUGUCAGCAAGGGAUGGCGCUACAGUUUGUGUCAGUGAAAGGGGAGAUAUUUACCUUCUGUCCGAGUAUCAGUGCAAAAAGCUUGCAUCAAAACAGCUAAACCUGAAGAAAGUUCUUGUUUCAGGGGGCUUUUUGGAACAUAAGGCAGCUCCUGAGCAUCUUAAAGAGAAUGGUGGCCAGCCUGCAAGUGUUUUUGCUUUGGAUCAAGCUGGAAGGGUUUUUUGCUGGAAGUCACCUGGCAGUUCACUGAAACAGUGCUGGUGGGUUUAUGGUCGCCAAUUAUUUAUGUCUGAUGUUGCUUUAAAUAAGAAUGAAAUCAUGUUUGUAACACAAGAUGGGGAAGGGUUUACUGGAAAGUGGAUGCUGGAAAAGAAAAAGAAAGAUAUAUUUGCAAUCAUGGAGAUCUGAAAGGACAGAAGUUUGAGUGGAGGGCUGUCCCUCCCUCUACAUCCUUCUAUAUAUUGCUGCUGGACUUAUGCCUUUAACAUAACAAGAAUAUAUUGCAC